AUGGACUCGUGGUCCGGAAUAUACGUCAAUCGGUUUCGUAGAAUAGCUACAUUUCCCGUCGCACCUGAAGAACAGGCAUUUUGCAGUACUAUUUUAUUGUUCUACAUCUGCAUUUUACCCUCCAUUCGACCUGAACCACGAAGAUGCCGCCACCUCCCAACCUACUAUAGCCCGCCCCAAUCGCAACAAUCCAGGCUCAAUUAUAGUCCUAGCUCGUUCCAGCACCUCCAAAGACGAACAUUCCUUUCCUCGUUCAUCCCAUCUCCACCACAUGCAAAGAAUGGCAACAGCAACAAUGGCCGCGUCUUAACAGCCUCUCGCACCCUCCCCUACGCACCCCCGCCACUUUUCAAAGUGAUCUCCUCCGUCGAUUCAUACGCCGAAUUUCUCCCUUUCCUCAAUUCGUCAACCGUUACAGCGCGCGAUAAAGAAACGGGGUAUCCAUCACAGGCUUACCUAACCGUCGGAUACGGACCGUUGAGCGAGACUUUCACAUCGAAAGUUGACUGUGAUUCGGAGAAGUGGAUCGUGGAGGCGCGGUCUGGUGAGAAAUUCGGGAUCUUCGAGUACUUGAGUACGAAAUGGGAAUUGGUUCCUGAGUCUGGGGCUGCUGCUGGUAACCCGAAGACGACGGUGAAGUUGGAGAUCCGGUUUGAGUUUAAAAAUCAAUGGUAUGCGACCAUGAUGGGUGCAGUUGAGGGGCAAAUGGCUGGGGUGAUGAUUGAGGCAUUUGAGAAGAGGAUAAGGGAGGUGAAUGGUGGUUGA
Molecule: messenger RNA, 765 nt
Organism: Aspergillus versicolor CBS 583.65
Lineage: Eukaryota; Fungi; Ascomycota; Eurotiomycetes; Eurotiales; Aspergillaceae
Product: ubiquinone-binding COQ10-like protein
Exons: 3
Coding region: 1-765 (254 amino acids)
Biological process (GO): cellular respiration; ubiquinone biosynthetic process
Cellular component (GO): mitochondrion
Molecular function (GO): ubiquinone binding
Source: RefSeq, a predicted model, not a curated record